AAUGAAAGAGAAAGUAAAAAAAGGUCUUUGGAGGAAGUUGCUCUUUUAUGCUCUGUAUUAAUCAGCAGAAAGGCGGACAUGUUGUUUGGAGCCCGCGACUGGCAAAAAAGCACUACAAAAAGUGGUAAAUAUUAGAAACUGUCGAAGUAGUCAAAGUGCAGUGAAGUUCAUCUGAGGUCAGGAAACAUGUCGCGCGGAUCCAACGCAGGUUUUGACCGACACAUCACGAUCUUUUCGCCGGAGGGCCGCCUCUACCAAGUCGAGUACGCCUUCAAAGCCAUCUCUCAGAGUGGGCUCACAUCUGUAGGGAUACGAGGGGUAGACAGCGUUGUGGUGGUCACACAAAAGAAAGUACCAGACAAGUUGUUGGACUCGUCCACGGUGACCAACAUGUUCAAACUGACUCCUCGCAUCGGCUGUGUGAUGACCGGACACAAUGCGGACAGUCGUUCACAGAUUCACCGGGCUCGAGUGGAGGCUGGCGAGUGGAAAUAUAAGUUUGGCUAUGACAUCCCUGCAGAGGUGUUGUGUCGCAGGUUGGCUGACAUCUCCCAGGUUUACACCCAGAACGCCGAAAUGAGACCUCUAGGCUGCUGUAUGAUGAUGGUGGCGAUCGACCCCCAGCAGGGUCCUGUCCUGUACAAAUGUGACCCGGCGGGCUACUACUGCGGCUUCAGAGCCACGGCGGUGGGAGCCAAGCAGACCGAGGGCAACAGCUACCUGGAGAAGAAACUGAAGAAGAAACCUGAGCUGACGCACGACAGGACGGUGCAGAUGGCCAUAUCUUGUCUAUCCUCCAUCCUGUCUAUGGACUUCAAAGCCACCGAGCUGGAGGUCGGCAUCGUCACAAAAGAGAAACCAAAGUUCAGGACGCUGUCAGAAGCCGAGAUCGAAGCCCACCUGGUUGCCAUCGCCGAGCGGGAGUAGAGGUGCAUCCUCAGCAUUUCAUUUUCAGAAUGUUUAAAUCAGUCCAGUUCAACAAGGAGCGCACACCCUCACCCCGCCGUCUGGGACCAUUAUUCCUGUACUAAUGAAGAACCUGCAAACAUCAUUGAUCUCCAUCAGUCACAACAGUAGAAAGAAAUGAUUGGUACGCCACACUGUGUUCACCAGACGCAGAAGCAUUGUUUUAUUGACACGUUCCUCCUCCUGCAUACUUUGUGACAUGUUACCAACAGAAACUGUUCAUUCCUGCAGAACCUUUGAUACAGCAUGUUGUCCGUGGACGUCACUGUCAGCCAACCGAUCUGUCAAACGAUAAUAAAAUGAUAUGAAAAAAGGACGAAA
Salarias fasciatus (jewelled blenny) is the source of this 1287-nucleotide messenger RNA. Its product is annotated as proteasome subunit alpha type-6-like. Lineage: Eukaryota; Metazoa; Chordata; Actinopteri; Blenniiformes; Blenniidae. Gene Ontology annotation, biological process: ubiquitin-dependent protein catabolic process. The record is from RefSeq and is a predicted model, not a curated record. The coding region runs from base 187 to 927 and encodes 246 amino acids. The transcript has 7 exons. Gene Ontology annotation, cellular component: proteasome core complex, alpha-subunit complex; proteasome core complex.